Molecule: messenger RNA, 1734 nt
Organism: Octopus sinensis (East Asian common octopus)
Lineage: Eukaryota; Metazoa; Mollusca; Cephalopoda; Octopoda; Octopodidae
Exons: 1
Coding region: 196-1494 (432 amino acids)
Biological process (GO): proteolysis
Molecular function (GO): nucleic acid binding; aspartic-type endopeptidase activity; zinc ion binding
Source: RefSeq, a predicted model, not a curated record
GAAAGAUUUAAGCUGGAAGAAUUAAUGCCAGAUAUGUUCAAGUGCCUAAUAUUCAUUAAAGGGCUGGUGGCAAUGGAAGAUGUGGAAAUUAGAAAAAAAAUAUUAACCUUGCAGAAAGUGGCUGAGGAAUGCUGACAAAUAAUAAACCUUUGAGAUGAUACAAGAAAAAUAGAAGACAAUAAUAAGAAUGUACGAAUGUGUAAAGAAAGUAUAGAUAGAAGAAAACAUAUCAAUUCAAAAUGGUGGUAUGGUUGCGGGGACCGACAUUUGAGGAAAGAUUGCCCCUUUAAAGAUAAAACCUGUUUUAAGUGUGGUAAAAUUGGGCAUAUACAGAUGAAAUGCCGGUCGAAGAAAGUUGUAAAACCAAAGAAAUUCUGCUCAACAAAAAUAAAUUAUACCAUACAAAAUCGAAAAUUUGUGUUGGUAGAAAUAAAUGAUUUUCAGACCAAAAUGAAAUUAGAUACCGGCUCAGACGUAUCGAUAAUAAAUACAGCAACAUGGAAUAAGAUAGGCAGGCCGGUGUAUAAAAAAACUACUAGGAUAACUCACGGUGUGUCAGGGGAACAGGUUCAAUUCUUGGGCAAAAUUUCACCAGAAAUAAAACUUAAAAACAUGACGCGGAAAAGUAAACUAACGGUAUCUAUGACUACAAUGAAUCUGUUUGGGACAGAUUUGAUGGAAGAAUUCGACCUGUGGGAUUUACCACUGAAUACACUAUGCAAUAAGGUGAAUGUGUCACAGUCUGUGUCAGAGAAAGCAUCGAAAAAAUUGAAAUUAAAAUUGAAAAAGAUGUACCCUAUGUUUUCGAAAGAACUCGGUAUGUGUAAAAAAAUCAAAGUAAAGUUUGAGUUGAAAGAAAAUGCAGUGCCGGUGUUCAAACUGAAAAGGGAUGUACCUUUUGUGGCAUUAAAUCAAGUUGAGAAGGAAUUACAAAGACUGGAAGACAUAGAGGUAAUUGAAAAAGUAGAUUACUUUGAGUGGACGGCUCCUACUGUAAUUAUAAAAAAGAAGAACAACGAAAUAAGAAUAUGUGCGGACUUCUCAACUGGUCUUAAUGAUUGUUUAAAAAAUUACAAUUAUCCGCUUCCAAACCCAGAAGAAAUAUUUGCUAAGUGUAAUGGUGGGAAAAUUUCUUCCAAGCUGGAUUUGUCAGAGGCCCACCUCCAAUUACUGGUAGAUGAAGAAUGUGCUAAAGUAUUAACAAUCAAUACUCAUAAAGGUCUCUACCAUUUCAAAAGACUGCCAUUUGGGGUUAAGGUUGCACUAGCAAUAUUUCAGCAAGUGAUGGAUACAAUGCUAGCAGAUUGUGAGUUUGCGGUCCCAUACUUGGAUGACAUAUUGAUCAAAAGGGAAUCAAGGGAACAAAAUAUUGAACAUAUAGAAGAGGUUUUCAAACAGAUAAACGAUUACGGGUUUAAAGUAAGUGAGGAUAAAUGUGAAUUUUUCUUGACAAAAAUAAAGUACUUAGGACAGUUUAUCGAUGAAAACGGUUGAAAACCGCACCCUUCUAGGGUUCACACGAUAAAAGAAAUGCCUCCUCCCACUAACAAAACAACAUUACAAGCAUUUUUAGGUCUGAUAAAUUAUUACCACUUAUUACCUAAAAUGUAUGAGCUAAGAGCUCCGUUGAACAAGUUGUUAAAGAAGGACUCGAAAUGGGACUGGACAAACGAAUGUCAGAAAGCAUUCGAGGAAUUAAAAAAGCGGUUAACAUCAGUUAUCAUAAACUCAUUU